Recurvomyces mirabilis is the source of this 1731-nucleotide messenger RNA. RefSeq lists its product as uncharacterized. Bases 1 to 1731 code for a protein of 576 amino acids. The record is from RefSeq and is a predicted model, not a curated record. Lineage: Eukaryota; Fungi; Ascomycota; Dothideomycetes; Mycosphaerellales; Teratosphaeriaceae. The transcript has a single exon.
AUGGCCCAUCCACGCUCGUUCACUGCUCUACGCCACCUCCUAAGGCCGAACCAUGUACACAUCUAUACCACACGACCUAGGAUACCCAUUCCUCCACUGGUCAUAUCUAACCCACAUCACACAAUAAUCCGAACAAAUUACAACCUCCCCGUCACGCCCUCGGAUGCUCUCCCUGCGCCCCCUGAUGAACCGGACGGCCCCAAAAAGAACAAGGACGGCAAACAGGAACCCUUUAGUUUCGGCCCUACAGCCUUCAAAAUGUUCGAAGCCGCCCUGACAACCUUCGCCUCGGUCGGCAUCCUAGGAGUCGUAGGCUACAGCUACACAAUCUACUACAAACGCCAAGUCCUGGCCAAAAUCGAACACGCCUUCGCACCCGGCGAUCCCGUCUUAGAUCUCGCUGCUGUAGCGAAACAGGGGACCCCGUCUGGAGGCGAGGAACUUGUAGACGAUGAGGGACAUCGCCAGCAUUGGGUGUUGCGGGAGGAACAGGAAUUGCUGGAUGCCAUUGUGUGUGGGCAGGCCAAGGGCCAGUAUCAUCUUCUGGUUGGCGAAAAGGGGACGGGGAAAAGCAGCAUGCUGAUUGAUGCCAUGGCGAAGAUUGAUGGGGAAGGGGUGGCGAUGUUGGAGGCGCAUGCUGAUCCGGAGAUUUUCCGGAUACGGCUGGGUAAGGCGCUGGAUUUCGAGUUCCAUGAGGACAAUAUCGGUUCUCUCUUCUCCAUUCGCGGUCCACGAGAUGCUAGUGCGCUUCUGGAUGUGGAACGAGCUUUCAAUAAACUGGAGAAAGUAGCGCUGAAACGCCGCAACGCUAUCGGAAGACCAUUGAUCCUCAUCAUAAACUCCACCCACCUCCUCCGCGACGACGAAGCUGGUCGCGACCUCCUCGAACUCCUACAACAGCGCGCCGAGGCCUGGGCGGCAGGGAGUCUCGUCACCACCAUCUUCAACAGCGACGACUAUUGGGUCUAUGAGCGCCUGAAGCAGUACGCCACCCGUAUGAACAUCAUCAAGAUCUUGGAUCUCAGCAAACCGCGCGCGCUGGAGGCGUUGCGGAAUUAUCGAAGUAAAUAUAAGAAUGAAAUCCCGGACUCCAAGAUUCUGGAACAGGUCUACGAUAUGGUCGGCGGCCGCCUCUCCUUCCUCUCCCGCGUGGCGAAGAGCCACGAUAUGCUCCAGACGUGCGCCGAGAUUUGUCGCAUGGAGAAGACGUGGUUUCUGAACCAAUGCUGGAUUUUGGGCAUGGAAAUGGAUGACGAUGUCAUGGAUCAGCAAAAAUACGCUUCAGCUGCUAUGGUCUUGGCCAAAGCGUUGGUGGAGAUGGAGACGGAGAUGGAGACGCGGUAUGAUCCGGUUAAGGGCCAUAUUUUGCCUCAAAUGCCGUUGCAUAAGGCCCGACAAGUCAUGACCCGGGCGGACUUCAUCCAGAGUUAUGAUUCGAUUAAUGUGUUUACUAUUGACAGUAAUGCCAUGGUCCGGGCGGACAGCGUGCCGAUGAUGAAUGCUUUCCGCGAGAUCGUGGGCGAGCCUGGGUUCGGUGAGUUUUUGGAUGCUACGUUGGAAAGGAUUGGGGAUAUUGAGAGUUUGGGCAGGACGAGGGAGUUGACGAUUAAAGAUUUGUGGGAUCAGGGAAAGUAUCGGGUUAGGAUGAGUGAUGCGCUGGGGAGGGAGAAGGGGGGGUUGGUGUUUGAGAUUGUGCCUAAGGAGGGGGAGGGGGAAGGGGAGGAGGGAUAG